UCAAUGUGAAAAUGGUGCAAAAUGCGACCAGAGCACAGGCGCAUGCACGUGUGAGCCAGGCUGGAUAGGUUCUACUUGUAACGAACCAUGCCCCAUGGGCACAUACGGAGCGAACUGCACAAAGUACUGCAUGUGUCAAAAUGGCGGACAGUGUGAUCCUGUGACUGGCCAGUGCAUCUGCCUGGGUGGUUACCAUGGUGAUAAUUGUGAAAUGGCUUGCCCACCAGGUUUCUGGGGAGAGAAAUGCCUGGAAAAAUGUCUUUGUGAAAACGGGGCCCGCUGUGACCCAGAGACUGGUCACUGUCAGUGCGGCCUGGGCUGGACUGGUCAACUGUGUGACCAGGAGUGUCCACCAGGGAAGUUUGGGGCUAAUUGCAGCAAGAGCUGUGAUUGUAUGAACGGGGCUGUCUGCCAUUCCGUCACUGGGUGUUGUCAGUGUACUGAGGGGUGGUAUGGACAGAUCUGUGAACAUGCCUGUCCCCCUGGGUUCUUUGGCAAGGACUGUAACAUGACAUGUGACUGUCAGAAUGGCGCCAGGUGUAACCACGUCACAGGCCAGUGCACCUGUGUGCCUGGAUACUUUGGUGACAAGUGUGAAAAAGUUUGCCCCAAAGGUCGCUAUGGGAUGAACUGUUUAGAGAAGUGUGAGUGCGGGGAGGAUGGAGAAUGUGACCCACUCACGGGAGAGUGCAAGUGUGCGCCAGGACAUGCAGGACUUGGCUGUUUAAGUUCAUGUCGGAGAGUUCACUAUGGUCCAAACUGUCAGUUAACAUGUAACUGUGGGCAAAGUGACUACUGCGACUCCGUGUCUGGCAAGUGCAUAUGUCAGAAAGGAUGGGUGGGGGCUAACUGUGAUACUCCUGCAGGAAACGGGGAACGAUUUAGACGAGGACCACAGCGGGGAGACAUUCCUGGACAUCUUGGGGGAUAAGCUACAGUAGUGACACCUAUACUUUGAAAAUUAGGACCAUUUUCAGUGCAGAAAACAAGCCACAGUAGUGAAAUAUUGGCCAGCAGGUUAUAACAAUGUAUACUGGGACUUCAUGGAGAAGCAGCAGAUAUUUUUCAUACAGGAAACAUUAAAUGAAGGAAGUCAUAACUUCUUCUUUGAGGUGCAGCUGACUUGAGAAAAUCAGCAGUUUCUCACGGGAAGUAUUGAAAGCAAGAAGACACGAGUUACAACAUAAAGUGCAUUUGCAUUGAAAAGCUGUGAAAACUUUUUGUGUUUGAAAAUGUGUGACCAUUAACUUUGGUCUCUGGUAUGCCGUUUACUUUGAGAUCCAUGUGUGACAUGGAAGAGACAUGCAAGCACAGUUUAAAAAGGGACUCUCUUGUACAUAAGUGACACCUACAGAUGUGAUGGACAUGCACUGGUGACCCCUAUAGUUCAGAUAAACUAAGCAAGAGGAACCUUUUGGUGCAUAUU
Molecule: messenger RNA, 1426 nt
Organism: Lingula anatina
Lineage: Eukaryota; Metazoa; Brachiopoda; Lingulata; Lingulida; Lingulidae
Molecular function (GO): protein binding; calcium ion binding; scavenger receptor activity
Source: RefSeq, a predicted model, not a curated record